AUGACGAUGGCGAUGGCGAGAAUAAGUUCUGGUUUGCAAUAUCCAGAACGGUUCUACGCUGCGGCAUCUUACGUCGGUUUUGAUGGAUCCACUUCUCCAACAAAAUCUCUCACCUCCAAGUUCCCCAAGUCCACCGCGCUUCUUCUCUACAGCUUAUACCAACAGGCUAGUGUGGGACCUUGUAACAUUCCAGAACCCAGUUCAUGGAAAAUUGUGGAGCACAGCAAAUGGGCCAGUUGGAACCAGCUUGGAAACAUGUCUUCCACAGAAGCCAUGCGUCUAUUUGUAAAAAUAUUGGAGGAAGAAGAUCCCGGUUGGUAUUCAAGAGUAUCUAACUCUGUUGCAGAGCCUGUAAUAGACGUUCAAAUGAAUUAUAAUUCCAAAGUUGAACCGGUCAUUGAGAAUGGGAAUACUUAUCCAGAGACAAAAACUAUUUCCUCUGAAAAUGGAAGUCAAGUUGGAACACAGGAUAAAGAUGUUGUUGUGGAAGGCUUUGCUUCAGUUGGAGUCUAUGAUCAAUGGAUUGCGCCUCCAGUAUCUGGUCAACGACCAAAAGCCCGAUAUGAGCAUGGAGCCGCAGCCGUGCAAGAUAAAUUGUACAUAUACGGUGGAAAUCACAAUGGCCGUUACCUUAGUGAUAUUCAUGUUUUGGAUUUGAGAAGAUGGACUUGGUCAAAGAUCGAGGCUAAGACUGGAGAUGAACCCUCUACAAUUUUGGACCCUUGUGCUGGCCAUUCUUUGAUUGCAUGGGGAAAUAAGCUCCUGUCAAUUGCUGGCCACACAAAAGAUCCCUCCGAAAGUAUCCAAGUAAAAGAGUUUGAUCUGCAAAGGGCAACAUGGUCAACUCUGAAGACCUAUGGGAAAGCUCCGAUAUCACGCGGAGGUCAAUCAGUGUCCCUUGUUGGGAAUACUUUAGUAAUUUUUGGUGGGCAAGAUGCAAAAAGGGCUCUCUUGAAUGACCUGCAUAUUCUGGACUUGGAAACCAUGACAUGGGACGAAAUUGAUGCUGUUGGAGUGCCUCCUUUCCCAAGAUCUGAUCAUGCUGCUGCUGUACAUGUGGAGCGAUACUUACUCAUCUUCGGAGGGGGUUCACAUGCAACUUGCUACAAUGAUUUACAUGUUCUCGAUUUGCAAACUAUGGAAUGGUCUCGCCCCACACAACAAGGUGAGAUACCAACUCCACGUGCAGGACAUGCUGGUGUGACAGUAGGAGAGAACUGGUUCAUUGUUGGUGGUGGUGACAACAAGAGCGGGGCUUCGGAGACGGUUGUACUGAAUAUGUCUACACUGGCUUGGUCAGGAGUAACAUCUGUUCAAGGGCGUGUUCCUGUUGCUAGUGAGGGCUUGAGUUUGGUUGUAAGCUCGUAUGAUGGCGAAGAUGUACUUGUAUCUUUUGGAGGAUACAAUGGACGUUACAACAAUGACGUAUAUGUUCUUAAACCAAGCCACAAAUCCACCUUGCAAUCCAAAAUAAAUGAAAAUUCCAUACCAGACAGUGUUUCUGCUGUCCCAAAUGCUACCCGAGAUUCAGAGCCUGAAUCUGGAGCAGGACAAGAAGGGAAAAUUUGGGAAAUUGCCGUGGACAACGCUUAUCCAACAAAAUCCAAAGGUGAUCUCCUAUCAGUACUAAAGGCUGAGAGAGAUGAAUUAGAAUCUUCCCUUGGUAAGGAGAGGCUGCAUACUCUUCAACUAAAGCAAGAGCUGGCUGAUGCCGAAUCUAGUAACUCUGACCUUUACAAGGAGCUCCAAUCAGUACGUGGUCAACUUGCUGCUGAGCAGUCAAGGUGUUUCAAACUUGAGGUCGAGGUUGCUGAAUUAGGUCAGAAGCUCCAAAAUUUUGGGACAUUACAGAAGGAGCUUGAACUCCUCCAGCGGCAAAAGGCUGCAUCAGAGCAAGCUGCUAUAAGUGCAAGACAGAGGCAGAGUUCAGGUGGCGUGUGGGGUUGGCUUGCCGGUUCUCCCCCUGGUCCAGAUGCAGAUGAUGAAUGA
Messenger RNA from Vicia faba (fava bean), 1989 nucleotides. The record is from the annotation of a GenBank genome assembly. NCBI's taxonomy places the organism in Eukaryota, Viridiplantae, Streptophyta, Magnoliopsida, Fabales, Fabaceae.